Molecule: messenger RNA, 4455 nt
Organism: Linum trigynum
Lineage: Eukaryota; Viridiplantae; Streptophyta; Magnoliopsida; Malpighiales; Linaceae
Source: the annotation of a GenBank genome assembly
ACUUUGUAGUUUGUACCCAAAAGAAUAAAGGUUCCCGGGCAGCAUUCUUUUUCCUUUCCCUUCGAGAACAAGAUCCCCAAUUUUCUCCCCCAUACCCAACGCCUAACUCCUGCUAAAGUCUUGCUCCGAUUGUCAAUUCCAUCCUCGCACCUGUUGCCAGCUCCUUCAAUUUCACGAGCUGAUGCGGGGUUGAGCUAUCACCCAAGUUGUUGUUCUCCUUUCUUCUAUUCUACAAGUUGGGACAAGAGGAGAAGUAUAUAGUUGCGCUGAUCCGAUUCGCUCUCCUCAAUAGGUACGCAUUCUCAGUUUCUCGAGCUGCUGAUUUAUGCCUGUGAUUGUAUGAUAGUCAAGGUUGAAGUGAUUGCUGAACUUUCUUUAAUUUUGGGGUCAAAGUUAUAAUCCAUUCAUUACUAAAAUAGCAGAUGAUGUUUGCGUUGCCCAGGAUAAUUAGAAUGGAGAAAUUUUUUAAUUAGUUUGGUUUUUCUAGAUGGAAUUGAAUUAUGCAGUUGGUGUACGACGUUGAUGCUUUGUUUGAAUUAGGUAGUUGAUGGGUCUUUGCACUUGUAUGUUAGAUGCUGCUUAAAACAUUGAAAAAGAUUCAAGUAUGAAAUACUGAAAUACUGUUAUUAUUGACUGCUACGGUUAGAACAUGACUAUUUUUUCAUGUUUUGAAUCGGGUAAAAUGGAAAACGCUCUGGAUCUGUUCUACACAACGAAUUUGACUGGACUUUUCUGUUGAUGUCAAGACUUUUAAUGCCAUUAUUUGUGGGCAGAACAGAACUCAUGCUUGAUUUGAUAAAAUUUACUCUUUGCUAUUGAAUUACCACAAAUUUUACCUAAGUUUGCAAUCUGCACUUUUUUCCUCCUUUUGGAAGGUUUUCAAGAUGGAUAAAAGUUGGAUGAAUAAGCACAGGGCUAGUGAUGAAUAUAGAACUGGUUUGAACAAUUUUCUUGCAUUUGCAUUUGGUUCACCGUGUGCUCAAGAUGGCAAAAUUCUAUGCCCAUGCAAAAACUGUUGGAACCGUUCUUGGAAGUCUCAUGGUGAUGUAUAUGAUCACUUGAUAUGCGUUGGAUUUCUACCCAAUUAUACUCAUUGGAUUUUACAUGGGGAGAGUUCAUUUCAUGCUUCGCCUCCACUGAGUACUACAUACCAAGAUCACAUAGAUACAAACACUGGUGUGCAUGAUUUAUUGAAUGAUAUAACCAUGGGGUUCCAGUCAAAUGAAGCAGAAGAACCGAAUGAUGAUGCUCUUAAAUUUUUUAAGUUGGUGGAAGCAAAUGAAACUGAACUUUAUCCUGGGUGCACAAGUCAUUCCAAGCUUUCUUUUAUCAUCAAGUUAUUUCACUUGAAAUGUCUUGGAAAUUGGUCCAUUAAAUCAUUCAGCUUGUUGUUAGAGCUAUUGAAAGAAGUAUUGCCAAAGGGAGAAACUUUACCUGUAUCUUACUAUGAGGUGCAGAAGCUUAUAUCAGAUUUAGGUCUGAGCUAUGAAGUUAUCGAGGCUUGUCGUAAUGAUUGCAUGCUAUUUUGGAAGAUGCAUGAAAAGGAGUCGAAGUGUCUUGUGUGUGGAUGUGAUAGAUGGAAAAAUAAGCCGAGUGAUGAUGUUGGAUCUUCGAAGAAGAAAACCAAGAACAUUCCUUAUAAGAAACUUUGGUACUUUCCUAUAGGAAAAAGACUACAAAGGUUGUUUAUGUCCUCAGAAACAGCUUCUUUCAUGCGUUGGCACAAAGAAAGUCGUACAAAUGAUGGAAAUUUAAGGCAUCCGGCGGAUUCCCCUGCAUGGAAAACUUUUGACUUUAUACAUAAGGAAUUUGCUUCUGAUCCUCGCAAUGUCAGAUUGGGUUUAGCUGCUGAUGGUUUUAAUCCCUUCAGGUCCAUGAAUAAUUCACAUAGUACAUGGCCAGUUGUGUUAGUACCUUAUAACUUGCCCCCUUGGUUAUACAUGAAACAACCAUACAUGUUUCUAUCAUUACUCAUUCCUGGACCUUCAUCUCCAGGAAAUGACAUUGAUAUAUAUCUUCAACCUUUGAUAGAAGAACUACAAAGUUUGUGGAAUGAGGGUAUAGAGACUUAUGAUGCAUCAUUGAAGCAAAAUUUUAGGAUGAAGGCAUCAUUGUUGUGGACUAUUAGUGAUUUCCCCGGUUAUGCAAUGUUAUCAGGUUGGAGCACUAAGGGUCAUCUGGCGUGUCCUUGUCAUAAGUCCACUCAUUCACAAUGGUUGAAGCAUUGUCAUAAGUUUUGCUACUUGGGUCAUCGAAGAUUUUUGCAUGCUGGGCAUGAGUUUCGAAGACAUAAGAAAGCUUUUGACAAUAAUCAGGAGUUUAGGCCUUCCCCACGACCUAUGUCUGGAUCAGAGGUCUUACUCGAGCUACAGGGCAAGCAAGUUCAGUUUGGGAAGCUCAGCAAUAAUGAUCCAUUGCCUCAUGGUUGGAAGAAACACAGUAUAUUCUUUAACUUGCCAUAUUGGAAGGACAACGUGCUGAGACAUAACUUGGAUGUAAUGCAUAUUGAGAAGAAUGUUUGUGACAACAUUCUUUGGACAAUAUUGAAUGUAAGCGGGAAGUCAAAGGAUAGUGUCAAAUCUCGCCUGGACAUGCAAAUGAUGAAGAUCAGGCAGGGAUUACAUCCAAAAAGACAUGUUUCUGGUAAAUUAAAGAAUAAAAACAUCUCAGGUCUGAAGAGUCAUGAUAGUCAUAUUCUGAUGCAACAACUUCUUCCUUUGGCGAUAAGAAGACUACUGCCCAGAGCAAUUAGCAAGCCAGUGAUGCAAUUAUGCUCGUUCUUUAAGAAAUUAUGUACAAAGAUAGGUGGGCUAGUGCAAGCACGAUGGAUGUAUCCAAUUGAGAGGUUCUUAUCUACACUAAAAUCAUAUGUUGGUAAUAAAGCUCAUCCAGAAGGUUCUAUUGCAAAUGGCUAUCUUGCUGUAGAGUGUUUAACAUUUUGCUCAAGAUACUUACAUGGAGUCGAGACACGAUUUAAUCGCCCUUCAAGAAAUUAUGAUAGAUUUUUCUCCGAGAAUGAAACACAAGAAGAAGUACCAACUAUCUUUCCAAAGAUAGGUCGCUCAUUUGGACAUGAGGAAGUUGUCUCUCUUGGCAAUGAUGUUUUGGACAAGGCACAUCACUAUGUGCUUACUAAUUGCAGUGACGUAGAUCCUUUUAUUGAGCAACACCUGACUUUGUUAAAAAGUCAAUAUCCACGCAAGUCACCUCAUGCUAUUCAAGUACUUCACAAUUCCACUUUCCAAUCCUGGUUUGCUCAUCAGAUAUAUGAAGGCAGCCUAAACAUAUCUCAGCAGAAGUUGAAGUUACUGAAACGUUUGGCUAGAUUACCAAACAAUGUGGCCAAAAAGUUUCAUGGUUUUGUUAUCAAUGGUUUAAGGUUUCAUACCAGCGAGUUGGAGCGAAAAAGGAAAACACAGAACAGUGGUGUGAUGAUAACAGCGAGCACGCAAAGUUAUGCUAGUGCCCGGGACAGAAAUCCAGUCUAUAGCGAGAUAAGUUAUUAUGGGGUUAUUCAAGAGAUGCUGGAAUUGGAUUAUAAUUACGGUAACAAAGUGGUAUUGUUCAAAUGUGAUUGGGUAUCAGAUGGUAGAGGUUUGAAGCAUGAUGAUUUGGGUUUCACGUUGGUUAAUUUUUCACAGCGGUUGAGUGAUAAAGAGCCGUUCAUUAUGGCUUCCCAAGCCCAGCAAGUGUUUUACGUAAGAGAUCCAAUUGAUACAGAUUGGCAAGUUGUCAUCAAAACCAUACCAAGAGAUCUGUAUGAUAUGGGUGAAGAAGAAGACGUUGAUGUUGAUACUUUUGUGCAAACUGAUGGUGAUAUGCUUUCUAGCCACAUUCCAAAUGAUGAUGAUGUUGAUUGGACUAGGACCGAUAGAAAUGAGGACUUGGUUGAUGCUCCAGCUGAAAUAUUUGUACCUGAAUGGAGGGGUAUUUCAGAUACAGAACAAGAGGAAGACAAUGACGAAGAGAACAGUGGUUAGAUGGUUGUCAUUGUGAAUUUGUUUUGCAGUUAAAGAAUGAAUCAUAUUAGUGUGCAUGUGGGUGGUUUAUUGGAUUUGUGCACCAAUUUGCUGUGUAAUUGAACCUUCUUUUUUGUGAUAAAGUUUUCCCAUUGUUACUAAUAAAGUUUCACUUUAUAGUCUUUCUAUCUAUGCCUCACGACGCACUUUCAUUACUCCUUUGCCUUACAAUAAAACCCUCACAUAGAUAAUGCCAAUGGGUUAGCUAUAGGGAUGACAACAAAACCCGAACUCACGGGUACCCACCCGACCCAACCCGGUCAACGUGGGUAAAACCCGUGUUGACGGGUUUUGGGUCGGGUUCGGGUUUAAACCCGCUAUACUAUUCACCGGGUUGGGUUGGGUUUGGGUUUAGGUAAAGAUCCGACCGAGGUAUUCACUACCACUUCGUACCGGAGGUAUUCGAAUCAACUCGUAAUAUAUCUUUAUUGAACAC